AUGGCUGCAAAGCCUCUCAUAACGCCGGAGAGCUUCAUCACAAUCACUAGACCGGCGGAUAUGGUUAGCGAUGAAACACGCUUCGCUGUAGCCUCUCACACGGCCAAGGCGAGGCGACAGAGAAGACGAAAAGUUGUCGAUUUUGAGCCUGGAAAGACCAUCCACAAGUUUCUGGCUUGGAAAGCAGCUGGCGAGCCACCUUCGCGCCGCAAGCUAUUACUAGACCGGCACGGUCGCGAGUCGACUUCUGCCGCCGUCAUACCAUCCAAACACCCACAGGAUCACCCACUCGAUAUCCUCAGCCAAGGGAGGAGAGAUCCUUUUGCAAGAUACGCCGUCUCUGAUAUUCCUGGCUUGGUAGAGGAAGUGGUUGAUCAUGCCGUUCGGCUCUUCUGGCCGGGCUUAACUCCAAGCAAACCGCCAAAUGUGACCAACCCGGUUAACGAGGAUUACCUCGCGGCAAUCCGGAGCUCCACGCUUGCAUUUUAUGCAUACAUGGUUGGAACUGCCGAAAACUACGAACUUUUGAGCGGCACCAACGUCAAAACGAAGGCGUUCUCAAAGUUGUGUCUGUCCUACCGCGUGGAGAUGAUCAAACUCGUCAACCAAGAAAUUGAAGAGAUGACGGGUCCGCCAUCUGACGAGUUACUGGGAGCCAUAAUAGUGCUCGCCGGCAAUUCCGCGGGCUUUAUCAGCCGCGCGAAGGGGACAUUUCUCAAAGUCGCGAAGCCGUCGCGAUUCAACUCUCCUCUCAGAACCGCACAGUUUCUCCACGUGUAUAGCGCAAAUCCGUUCCCCAGCGCGCAUUCGGAAGCGUUGGUUCGGCUGAUGAUCAUGAAAGGCGGAUGUUCCGAAAUCAAAUCGCCAGGGGUUGCCAGCGUGGUUUCCUUAUGCGAUCUAGUCAAUGCUUCUCAGACCAACUCUCAGCUCUACAUCAUUCCAAUGAGUCCACCCACCUUGGCCACGCUGCGAGACUUGGCUCAUUUGAUGAUAAAGGAGGGGAUAAACUGGAAUCUUCAAACCAGCGUUUGGGGUCAUCUACCAUUCAGCCAGCCCGAUAGGUACGAAUUUCUUCAAGCCGUCCAAGCAAUGCUAGUCGUCAACACCGCGGUCGACUGUUAUCUGAGUAAAAGAGAACCCACGACAUUAUUCGCCGACAUUGUCAACGCCCGCAACGAAGCGCAGUAUCUCUUGCUGAGCCUCCUACCAAUAAGCGAAGCCGAUUGCGAGAUGCCCUCGAGCUCUGAGAGGUUCUCGGAGCAUCUUUACGAGAUCAGUCGCAUGUCGCUGCGGAUAUACAGUAACCUGGUCCUGUUUCCAAUGAAUCCCAGCGGCGGUACCAGCAGGAUCUUAGCAGGAGCACUGAGAGAAGUGAUCAUCCAGAGUGAGAACGAGAGCCCGUGGCAACUCUUCCCCGACGACACGUAUAAGCGCCUGCUGCUCUGGGCGCUUGUGCUGGGUGGCAUUCAAGUUGACGACGGCGUCAUCGACGCGGAGGCUGAGAGGUCGUGGUUCGUCGAGCAGCUCUCGGAUGUCAUGUCGUCCAUCGAUAUCUUGACGUGGCGGCAGGUGGAAGAGUGCCUGUCGUCGUUCCUGUGGUUGGAUAUAGUUCUCAACCCUGCCGCGGUGGAGCUCUGGGUCGAUGCGAGGAGGUCGAGGGACCAGGAUUGGGAGGCUCUGGAGAUGGAAGGCCUUGCUUUGCGUCCACGGGAGAACGUGUGA
Cladophialophora psammophila CBS 110553 is the source of this 1722-nucleotide messenger RNA. RefSeq lists its product as uncharacterized. The transcript has 3 exons. Lineage: Eukaryota; Fungi; Ascomycota; Eurotiomycetes; Chaetothyriales; Herpotrichiellaceae. The coding region runs from base 1 to 1722 and encodes 573 amino acids. The record is from RefSeq and is a predicted model, not a curated record.